Monomorium pharaonis (pharaoh ant) is the source of this 2005-nucleotide messenger RNA. RefSeq names its product acidic phospholipase A2 PA4. The record is from RefSeq and is a predicted model, not a curated record. Bases 764 to 1462 code for a protein of 232 amino acids. Gene Ontology annotation, biological process: arachidonate secretion; phospholipid metabolic process. Lineage: Eukaryota; Metazoa; Arthropoda; Insecta; Hymenoptera; Formicidae. The transcript has 4 exons.
CUUAAUGAGUGUUUUAUUCAUAUAAUUUUGCUUAGUAAUUAUAAAAUUAUUAUUUAUUGCAAAAAUUUGAUAGAAACAAUUGUUAGAACACGUUUCGUUUUACUUCCAAAAUACAAUAACUUAAAUACAAGAAUUUAACUUUAAAAGAAGGUUGAAAAAAGUCCAUGUGAUAUAAAUGCCUACCCUCUAUAAUGACGUGUUCUUAUUGUCGCGAUGCAGCAUUAGGCAUUCCGGUUCAAUAACGCUAUUUUCAAUGUUUCAAAUAUCACUAUAUAUACAUCUUACUACUCUCUUUGUUAGAGCCGUUUUAUAACGUAAUCCAGUUUGUAUUUGACAACUGUCAGAAAUUGUCUUUUUUAGUAUUAGCACUAUUUUUUUUACGAGGAAAUAUUUAAAAUAAUUAAUAAAAAGAAUUUAAAAAUAAAAUUAUCAGCAAUAUUUUAAUUUUACAAUUUAAUUAAUUCUUUAGAAAUUAUACAAUUUAAUGUAUUCAAUGCGUCCUACCAAAAUUACGAUUUUCAUGAACUGCGGAAUACACCCUUCUUAUUUCUUGUUCGUUACGCACUGCAGUGUGCAAUCAACUCGGUAAACCCUGCAGGGUGGGUUACGGGGUGUGCGCAACUAGCAUCCGUAGUCUCGCGCAUUCGCUGCGUUUCCUUCCUCUUUUAGUCAUGUUUGCGGAUUUCUCGGUUUCGGACUGUUUCGUCUCUGAAUUGCGAAUCGAAAAUUGAUCAUUGCGAGAUCUGUGAUCCUUGUGAGAGACAUGAUCGCUGUUCUGUUCGGCGCACUGCCGAUCCUCUGGGUUCAAAGGAUCGGGGCGAGCGUGCUGGUCGCCGACCCCACCAUGUCCAGGAUGGUGGAGCUGAAUGCCGACGCACCCUUCUGCGCUCUUUACAGCGACCGCGGGGUCAUCCAGAGGAUGGUCCUCGGUGCGGACCCCAGAAAGGUCCGACAAAUCUCCAGCAACCUCGUCGCAGACCUCGAAGAGACCUGCAAGGCUUCGCGAGAUAAGGGAAAAAAUCAAGCACCUGGCAGUGGAUUGAUAUACCCGGGCACAAAGUGGUGCGGACCAGGCAACGUGGCCAAUACCUAUGACGAUUUGGGCCAACAUUCGCCCGAGGAUGCUUGCUGCAGGGAACACGACCAUUGCCCAUUCACGAUAGCGCCGCAACAAUGCAUACAUGGCAUAUGCAAUAACUCACCAUUUACUCGCUCGCAUUGCGAUUGCGAUGCCAAAUUCCGCAGGUGUUUACAGAAUCUGAAUACCGAGGUGGCCAAUACUCUCGGCGCGCUUUUCUUCAAUGUGAUCCAAGUCACCUGCUUCAGAGAAAGACGGCCUUGUUCUCAAUGGCAAAGAAACGGCUACGCGGAAGCUGUGUCCGAUCGAUUGUGCUCGCAGUACAAGUUCCGACCCAGUGACAAAUACGUGCCUAUGAUGCCGUUGAAUAAUAUGAACAAAUGAAAUUGGAAGCCUCCGGAUAGAAGAUCAGCCCUGGAAAGAAUUGGUAAAAGGAGAAGGGCUGAUAGCUAGCAGCGCACCGAUUACAACAUUUAUCUUAUAUCAAAUUGUCCUACUCGUUGUCGAACGCCAACAUGUUAUCGAGCUGCAUGUAUCAUUUCUAGAGAUUAAGUUACAUUAGAUUUUUCAAAACGGCGCGAGACUACAACUGUCAUUUAUGAACGGUAAAACUUAUUCUCGUUGUAUAUAUAUUUUAUCCCUGUGAUUAUAGUCUGAUCCUUUAAGUUCGGUUACUUGUAAAGAAAAAGGGAUAUUUAUAAAUAUGACUGAGUGUCUUUCAUGAAAAAGAAUUUCUUUGUGAGCUUUGAAGAAGUAUUAUACAAACAACAGGGUUGCUUAUAUAUGAAACAACGACAACAUGACAACGUAUGCAUGUAUGUACAUGUUAAUCUUUUCCUCUUGCUAUUGUCAUCGAAAGCAAUAUGUAUAAUUGUAAUAUGUUAGUAAAGUUGUAUAGUAUUUUGCAUAGUGCAUUUGGUUGGGUAG